Molecule: messenger RNA, 1218 nt
Organism: Bacillus rossius redtenbacheri
Lineage: Eukaryota; Metazoa; Arthropoda; Insecta; Phasmatodea; Bacillidae
Product: DNA polymerase nu-like
Exons: 5
Coding region: 155-688 (177 amino acids)
Biological process (GO): DNA-templated DNA replication; double-strand break repair via alternative nonhomologous end joining
Molecular function (GO): DNA-directed DNA polymerase activity; DNA binding
Source: RefSeq, a predicted model, not a curated record
CUACAGGUCGUAUCACAUCCAGCAAUCCCAAUCUUCAAGCUGUUCCCAAACAUCCAGUUUUACUGUCAAGUCAUAUUGCCAAAGGUUGACACCGGAUGGAACCAGUGUGUGCCCUGAGGACAGGGAGAAGACAAAGCGCAUAGUGUACUCUGUGAUGUAUGGUGCUGGUGCCAGCAAGCUUGCAGAGUUCCUUCAAGUGAACACUGCUCAGGCUAAUGGGAUCAUCAACAGCUUUAUAGGUAGGUUUCCAGCACUACGCUCGUUCUUCAACUCAGUGAUGAACGUCUGCCGCCAGAAAGGAGAACUUCGUACUUUCAGUGGUCGGCGUCGCUUGUUCCCGGCCAUCAACAGCCCGAUCCCGUACUUGAGGUCUCAAGCUGAGCGGCAAGCCAUCAACUUUCUAAUACAAGGCACCGCGGCAGACGUCUGCAAGGCGGCCAUGCUGCGGACGGAGCUGCAGCUGAGCCGGCGGCCGGACAUCGAGGCCUAUCUGCUGCUGCAGAUACACGACGAGCUGCUCUGGGAGGUGCGGGACUUGCACCUGCAGCAGGUCGAAGAACUCGUGAGAGCUGCAAUGGAAGACAGCACGUCCCUGUUUUCGGGAACCCCGAGCAUGACGAUCCCGUUGCCGGUGAUCAUUACGACUGGGAAGAGUUGGGCCCGCAUGUCGAGUAAUGAUGCAGUGUAGUGAUAGUGUGUAUGUCGAUUGCAAAGAAGUCAAGAUCACCACAUGCCUAACUCUUCUGGCAAAAAGUACUUGCUACUUGUUACCAAAGAGACAAUUUCAUAGCCGAAACAACCUUUGUCGUCAUAAGUUAGGGAAAUAAUUUUUGUCUUGUAACAGUGCUUAUAAUUUAUUCCAUGUCUAUUGGAAUUUGAGGUGGUUUAUCAAUAUUCAAUCUGUAAAUUGUUGCUUAUUAACAUUCCAGUGUCUUUGUACUUUGGCUAGUCAGGAAGUAGAUUUUUCGUGCUGAAUCAUUUAUAUUGCCUACCUGUAAACUGCCUUAAGUGAAUAUACCACCAACAGUGUUUCUUAAUUUUAAGGGUGUUGUUGUAGUGAUAUUGUUUAUUAUUACUAUGGUUGUUGUUUUUAUUGUUAUCAUUAUCUUCUUUUAUUCAAGCACACAAAAUAAGUAAUGAAAGAAAUGUCACAUUUUGUGAAUGUGGUUAUCUUAAGUACCAUUAAUACCAAACAGAAUAAAAUAUAAUUUUAUAUAA